CUGAAAGAAUUCCAACAAAGUUGACUCAUUCCUAUUUAGCAAAGCGAGGUAAAUAUAGUCUUUUUUUUAUAACGAGGAUUUGUUAUUCCUUUCAUGUACUGACUAUUGUAUAGGAGAUCAUUGAUUAGCUGCUCUGUAUUGGCACAAAGCACACAGAGGUGCAGCAGCGUCCAGUGAAGCCUAACUGCCUGGUAGAAAGGAAGGGACUGUCUGCGUGAAACAAGCAGGGUAGGAAAAGUCGACUUACCUGUAACCCAGGUUCUGGCAUCCCUCACCAACUCUGCCUCACUCUAGUAGUACCUGCUCUGACUUGAAAGUCCAGUUUCACAAGGAAGAAUCGUGGAGGAAGAAAAAUAUGUCACAGGAGACGGACAAUAAGCGGCUGGUGGUGGUGGUACCCAAUGAGACGUCCUUCCAAGGGCGGCGUGCAUACACCAGCGAGGAUGAGGCAUGGCGGUCCUACUUGGAGAACCCUCUGACUGCAGCCACUAAGGCCAUGAUGAGCAUCAAUGGAGACGAGGACUCUGCUGCAGCCCUGGGACUGCUCUACGACUAUUACAAGGUUCCUAAAGAAAAGAGACUGUUGCCCAUCACCAAAGUGGUUGAAAUUUCAGAGGAGCAGGAAAAGAGGGGAGGCUCGGGGACCAGCAUCAACGGCCAGCAGGGUGACAACAUAGAGAUGGUGGACAACCGAGUCCAGGUGCUGAAGUCUGUCCCGGUCAACCUGUCCCUCAACACUGACCACCUGGACAAGAGAGUCAACAUGUCCCUCAACACUGACCACCUGGACAAGAGGGAGGAGUACGGGGCGGGGACGGGUGAUGGACCUGGGGCUAUUGCCUUGGUGAAGGCAGAGAUGUAUGCCCCGGUGUUCAUGGGUCCUGGGGUUGGGACGGGGGUGCACUACCGAGUAGAGGGCGAGGAGCAGGAGUCAAGGGUCGUCUAUGAACAGAUGAGUCCGUAUGUAUCCGAUGUGUCAACAGUUAGUCACGGAGGAUACGUUAAGGAGGACCAGCGCAGCACGCCUGAUGACAGCCCGUAUGAAGAGGAGAGCGAUGUGAAAUACCACACACCCAAGUCUAUAGCACAGGAAGAGUUUAUCUUCGACCAACAAGUAGUGGAUACGUUUCAGUACAAGCUGGAAGCCACCAGGUCACUGCGUGUGAAGCAGGGGGAGGGGCCCAUGACGUACCUGAACAAGGGCCAGUUCUACGCUGUGACGCUCAGCGAGCUGGGAGCUAACAAACGCCUGAGACAUCCAAUCAGCAAAGUCAGGAGUGUCAUCAUGGUGGUGUUCAGUGAAGACAAGAACAGAGACGAACAGCUGAAGUACUGGAAGUACUGGCACUCCCGCCAACACACUGCUAAACAGAGAGUACUAGACAUAGCGGACUAUAAGGAGAGCUUCAACACCAUCGGUAACAUUGAGGAGAUAGCCUACAACGCUGUCUCCUUCACCUGGGAUGUGAACGAAGAGGCCAAGAUCUUUAUCACAGUGAACUGUCUAAGUACAGACUUCUCGUCUCAGAAGGGGGUGAAGGGUCUUCCUCUGAUGAUCCAGAUUGACACAUACAGUUACAACAACCGCAGCAACAAGCCACUCCACAGAGCCUACUCUCAGAUCAAGGUCUUCUGUGACAAGGGAGCUGAGAGGAAGAUCAGAGAUGAGGAAAGGAAACAGAACCGCAGGAAGACUAAAGGGAAGGAUGGAGGACUAGGGGUGAUAACUCUCCCUAAGAAGCCUGACACCACCUACUUCAAGACCAUGACUGACCUGGAGGCCCAGCCUGUACUCUUCAUCCCUGAUGUCCACUUUGGAAACCUGCAGAGGGCUGGACAGGUAUUUGCCUUUAACACAGAAGAGAUUGAGAGAGGAGGGAGUGUGUUGGUUAAGAGGAUGUUCAGACCGUCAGAGGAUGACCUCUCACCUCCUUCCCACAAACAGAUCAAAGAGGAAACACACAAGAGAGUCCUGCUGUAUGUGAGGAAAGAGUCGGAUGAGGUGUUUGAUGCUCUGAUGCUCAAGUCUCCAACCCUGAGAGGCCUGAUGGAAGCAAUAUCAGAGAAGUAUGGAGUUCCCACUGAGAGGAUAGCCAAGAUCUACAAGAAAAGCAAAAAAGGGAUCCUGGUGAACAUGGACGACAACAUCAUAGAGCAUUACUCUAAUGAAGACACCUUCAUCCUGAGCAUAGAGAGCUACGCUGACGCCUACAAGGUCACACUCACUGAAAUAUGAUGACUGAAGGACUCAGUCUAGGGCCGGGGGGGACAGUACAGAGGGACAGGACAGUACAGGAGGACAGGACAGUACAGGAGGACAGGACAGUACAGGAGGACUGAGUGUAGGGUCGGGGGGACAGGACAGUACAGGAG
This is a messenger RNA of Oncorhynchus mykiss (rainbow trout), 2373 nucleotides long. Lineage: Eukaryota; Metazoa; Chordata; Actinopteri; Salmoniformes; Salmonidae. The record is from RefSeq and is a predicted model, not a curated record.